Molecule: messenger RNA, 2375 nt
Organism: Prorocentrum cordatum
Lineage: Eukaryota; Dinophyceae; Prorocentrales; Prorocentraceae
Source: the annotation of a GenBank genome assembly
AUGGCGGCAGAGGACGACCGCCCAGCGAAGCUGCGGCGGCUGUCCCGCCUUCGCGCGGAACUGCCAUUCACGCAUUGUAAUGCGAUGGCGCAAUUCCUGGCGUCCGUUGAGCGAGACGGAAUCCCCGAAUUGGGAUCCCGACGCCAGGAUAUCAGAGACGCUCGGGAGCCCAUGGUCGGUGAGAACACGCCGUGCGGCAAGCUCCACCAGAACAUGAUAGUCGGGCAGCGCGCGGUGGAGAUCUGCAGUCCAGCAGCAAUGCUGUGGUAUUGCAGCGCCCUCCCCGCGACGCAGCCUCCGUGGCAGCGGGCGCUGGAGCUGCCGCGCCCGUGGCACAUCAUCAUUUACGGCGAUGAAAUAGGCGCUGGCAGCGCGCUGGCGCACGUGCAGAACCGCAAGUCCUGGGGCAUCUACUGGGCGAUCGCGGAAUUCGGCCCGCAGGAUGCGUGGUUCCAGCUCGCGACGAUGCGGGCCAAGACCGCGAACGACAUCCAGCCGCACGGACUGACGAUGCUACUGGACGCAAUCCUCGCGCAGUUCUGGCCUGAUCAGGGGCACAACUUCAGCGCAGGCAUCAGCUUGCGGCUGCGCCCCGACGGCGCGACGGAGCUCAUCCAGAUGGACCUCGUUCGGGAUAUAGUUGCUUCUGAUGCGACGGGUGUCGCUGUUCACCGCUCGGAACCAGAUGCGUCGCGGCUGCAGCCGAUGACGGCGCCGUUGCUCGAUGCCAUCUGCAACAGAUUGAUCGAAGGGGUCAACAUCAUGAACAAGGGCGAGUUCCAGGACUGGUCGUUUCCAGGGUGCCACUCCAUCUCCCCCGACACGCGCGCGAUCUUCGGCGAGAAGCGCGCGAGGCGUCAGGCAGACGCGGAUAAGCUGCAGGCUGCGGUUAACAUGUGUUUGCUGUCAUGCAGCAGCGUCUUUGGCAAGGAAACGAUGGCGCAGAAGUUCCAUUACCUGCACCACUUCGCCAACUACGCGAGGCGUUGGGGCCAUGUGGCGCUGCCGUCGUGCUGGGUUUUGGAGCGCAAGCACAAGACCAGCAAGCGCUUUGCGAACGCUCUUCAGGUUAACUGCCUGGUUAACGCCACCAGGCCGUCCAAGGCCAUCUCGCGCGAACUGCUGCAGCAGUUCGGGCCUGCGGACUUUGUUACGUCCGCUGCAGCGCGGUGCCGCUACCACGACGUCAAAUACGGCGACGUCGUGCUGUUGGAGGACGGAGGAGGGGAACACAUUGCGGCCGAGGUGUUGAAACUCCUCUCCUUCACCAAGAACGGCCACUACUAUGGCUUGAGCUUGGUCCUGCCCUACUUCUUCAAGGAGAAGCUGCACCCGCGCGCCUCCGCGCACGUGCUCGGCGGCGAUGCCGACGCCAUUUGGGCGCACACGGCGAGCAUCGCGUGCUCGCUCGCGUGGGCGCCGCGCGAGGGCGGCGGCAUCCCGGCAAUGCCGCUGGAGAUGGCGGCGCAGAGCGCGGCGCAGGCGAACUUCGCCUGCGCCGCGCUCAGCCGCGCCAGGCUGCCGCUCGACGCGGUGGCCGCGCUGGCCGUGGCCGCGUGGGGGCUCGCCGCUCUGGAGGGCGCCUUCGUCGGCGCCCGCCCCGAGCAGACGCUCGAGGGCCCGCGCCUGCUGCAGAAGCGCGAGCCUGCCGUGGCGCGCUUCCGGUCGGCGACCCACCAGGCCGGCGUGCCCAACUUCCGGGCGAUCCAGGCCCGGAAGGUGAAGCUGCCGAGCGUGAGCAACAUGAAGGACCAGUACUACAUCAUCUGGGUCCGGUCCGCAAAGGUUAAGCAGUGGAAGCCCAUCAACAUCAUCAGUGGUGCCGAGAUGCUGAAGAACAUGAAGAAGAUGGGGGAGAACGACGUGGCCAAGGCCAUCGGCGUCGGCGGGAUCGCCGACUAUCAGCUCGUCAGGUCCAUCGGGCUGCAGCUCUACCAGCAGAAGGACGAGGUGAGAAAGAACGCUAUCUCGAUGCACAAGAUGCUGAAGUACGCGAAAGAGCUCCAGUUCGGCUUCAAGGAGAUUGCCAACAACACGGAGUUCAACGCCCAGCCUUUCAAGUUCAUGAGCCCGAAGAACGUCAGCCUCAUCCCUCCCGAGGAGGAGCUGCGCAACAUCCUCGACGACGCUGGCGAUGCCGUCAAGGACGCAAGCACCGAGAUCAGCAAGGUCGGCGACAACAUCAAGGGCUUCUUCGGGAACAUGCGCUGAGGACGAGCACGCGCCCCGCCGGGGCGAGAGAGGGCCCCCGGUGCGUCCGCGGAGAGCGCGGCAGCUCCGUCCCUGGCGGCGGGGGGGGGUCCGCCUCGAGGGGGAGCGCGUGCGCUCGGGGGCGUGCCGCUGCCAGGAGCGGCCACCGUCAGCCACGCGCAGAG